Molecule: messenger RNA, 5015 nt
Organism: Ornithorhynchus anatinus (platypus)
Lineage: Eukaryota; Metazoa; Chordata; Mammalia; Monotremata; Ornithorhynchidae
Gene: FHOD3
Product: formin homology 2 domain containing 3
Exons: 28
Coding region: 55-4794 (1579 amino acids)
Biological process (GO): cardiac myofibril assembly; cortical actin cytoskeleton organization; sarcomere organization
Cellular component (GO): cytoskeleton; cytoplasm
Molecular function (GO): actin filament binding
Source: RefSeq, a predicted model, not a curated record
ACAACAAUAAUAAUAGUAGAUGGAGCACAUACGGAGGCCUAAUCUCGGAAGACUAUGCCACUCUUGCGUCUGAUGGAGAAAGGGGAGCUGGAUGACUGCACACUGCAACUCUCUCACAAUGGAACCUAUUUGGAUUUAGAAUCGACCCUAGCAGAGCAACGGGAUGACUUGGAAGGAUUCCAGGAGGACGCCGGCAGGAGCAAGAAGCAAAGUAUAAUCCUGAGGACCCAGCUCUCAGUGAGAGUUCACUCCUGUAUUGAAAAGUUGUACAAUUCCAGUGGACGAGAGCUCAGACGGGCCCUGUUUUCCUUGAAGCAGAUAUUUCAGGACGACAAGGAUUUGGUGCAUGAAUUUGUUGUGGCCGAGGGGCUGACCUGUUUGAUAAAGGUGGGAGCUGAGGCGGACCAGAAUUACCAAAACUACAUCCUGAGAGCUUUGGGCCAGAUUAUGCUGUAUGUCGACGGAAUGAACGGAGUCAUAAAUCAUAAUGAAACCAUUCAGUGGCUGUACACGCUCAUUGGGUCCAAGUUCCGCCUGGUGGUGAAGACGGCCCUGAAACUGCUGCUGGUGUUCGUGGAGUACAGCGAAUCCAACGCCCCGCUCUUAACUCAGGCCGUCGCCUCGGUCGACGCGAAAAGAGGUGCCAAACCAUGGUCCAAUGUCAUGGAGAUCCUAGAGGAGAAGGAUGGUGUUGACACAGAACUGCUGGUGUAUGCAAUGACAUUGGUGAAUAAGACGCUCUCAGGCCUGCUGGAUCAAGAUGCCUUCUACGACGUGGUGGACUGUCUGGAGGAGUUGGGCAUUGAAGCUAUUUCUCAGAGACACUUAACCAAGAAAGGAACAGACUUGGACUUGGUCGAGCAAUUUAACUUGUAUGAGGCGACCUUGCGGCACGAGGAUGGCGACGAGGGCGCGGAGCCACCCCCCAGCGGGCGGAAGGACCGGCGCCGGGCCAGCCUCGGCUCCAACGAGCGCCGGGGCUUGGAGCGCAGGAGAAGCCGGAGACACUCGGUCCAGAACGUGAAGAGCCCGGCCUCGGCUCCGGCCAGCCCCUGCGCCCCGCCGACCCCCAACUUCGUCCUCAGCCGAGAGCCGCAAGGGGACGGCCUCAGCACCAAAGAGGAGGGGAGGUUUGAGGAAGAAGAGGAGCAGCCCAUCACAGAACCCAAUUCAGAGGAUGAGAGAGAAGAUGAGGCCACUAGCCAGGUCGAAGACAGUGAGGUCCACUCUGCCUCAGAGGCUGAGCAAGCCAGAAGCGGAAGCAGCUUCCAAAGUGCGGCAUCUUCGUCCAGUGCGGUUUCUCGUCCUUCCCGCUCGAGAGCCGAGAGUCCACCGUGCAACCCCUCUCCCGCUUCAGUCCCUCAUCCUCCCGGGGCUCUUCACUCAUCGUCACCCUCCUCGCCUGCGCCCGCCUCUCUCAGCUCGUCACAGUGCCUCGGGACGGCUUCCGGUGCUCCCAAAGCAUCCCCCACCGUGGAAAAAUUGCCUUACAUACCCCACAGUCCAUUUCAUCUCUUCUCCUAUGAUUUUGAGGAGUCUCCUUUAAGCGUGAAGGACAAGGAAGCAGAAGCCAAAAAGGAAAACAGUCCGUCCGAUCCUCUUCCCUCGAACAAGUGCUCCGACUCUGAUCCUUAUAAUUUCCGGUCUUUCUCUUCUAAUAGAUAUAGCAACUACGGCAACAGCUCUUUCGCCACUUCCAGAACUUACUGUGGACCAAGCACUUCUGCGACCCCCAGUUCUCGCUACGGGACGUCUCUGUCAUCCCCAGAGGAGACCAAGCCUGACCGGUCAGCAGUGGGUGGUCUGUUAACAUCAUCCUAUCGACAGCACCAGGAGUCCCUGUCGGCGGAAAGGGAGAGACGGAGGCAGGAGAGAGAAGAGCGACUGCAGAGGAUAGAACGGGAAGAACGAAACAAGUUCAACCAAGAUUAUUUAGACAAAAGAGAGGAGCAGAGACAAGCAAGAGAAGAGAGAUACAAAUACUUGGAGAAGUUGGCAGCAGAGGAAUAUGAGAAGGAGGUGAAAACCCGGAGCCCGUGCAGAGACAGAAGUGAACCGUCCUUGAACGUGAGCUCUCCGGCUGCUUCCGCCUCGGUCGGCCCCGAGGGCUCCGGCCCCCCAACCGCGGACCCUCAGGAGGGGAGGAGGACCUCCUCGACCCCCCAAGGGACCCCUCCAACGCUCGAAGCGAGGCCCAGUUGUCCUGAACCAGCACGAGAGGCAGAGGCAGAAGCAGAACAGGGGGCAUCCAAAGCACCCCGGGAAGUAGAAUCUCCUGCAGGGGGACCAGACAGUGAGGUGGAGCCAGGAGAAGAGGGAGAGCCAGAAGAAAAUGCAAUUCUCGGUGAAAAAGAAAGGCAGAAUGGGAAAGUGAACGAAAAAGACAACUGCUCCGCUUCCAGCAUUUCCUCAGCCGGCAGCACGUUAGAGAGGAAAGAGAAAGAGGAACAGUUGACCAGUGGCAAUAGAGCUGGUUCGUGGUCCCAGCCCUCUCAGGAUGCCGGUGUGAAUGCACAGUGCGGCAACAUCCUCAACAACAGACGCUUCAUGCUGGACAUGUUGUAUGCCCAUAAUAAGAAAGCCAAGGAUGAAGAGGAGAAAGAGCCGGAGAAGACGACGGAGGAGAAGGAGGCGGAGGAGGAAGGCGAGGAGCCCGUCGCCACCUUAGCCGGCCGGAUCUCCAUCCUGCAGGCCAGCGCCCAGACCAAAGAGGACGCCGUCAAGAAGCCGGAGGCCCGCGGCUUGGACAACCAGGGCGGCGUGAAGGCCUUCGCGGAGAAAUUCAACAGCGGCGAGCUGGCCAAGGGCUCGUCCUCGCCCGAGAGCGAGCUGGACGAGAAGGUCUCCGAAAGCAGCCAGUCGCAGCCCAAGAAAGAGUCCGACUACAUCUGGGAUCAGCUCAUGGCCAAUCCCAGGGAACUGAGGAUCCGCGACAUGGAUUUUACGGACUUGGGGGCCGAGGACGACCUGGACGUGUUAGACAUGGAAGUGGGCCCCGGGGACUCCCCGGUGCCCCCCCCUCCUCCGCCGCCUUCCUUCCUGUGCUUCCCCCCGCCUCCGCCACCCCCUCCGUUCGGCUGUCCACCCCCACCCCCCGCCCACCCUAAUUUAUUGGCUCCCUCCGCGCUGCUCAGCUCCCCUCAGGGUUCAGGAUCGCCUCAGGUGCCCCGGGCGUUCGUGAAGAAGAAGAAGACCAUCCGUCUGUUUUGGAACGAGGUACGGCCCUGCCAGUGGCAGUGUAAAAACGACAAGCGCUGCAAAGAAUUCCUCUGGUCGAAACUGGAACCUAUUAAAGUGGACACGUCCAAACUGGAACACCUCUUUGAGUCCAAGUCCAAGGAACUGCCCGUGACCAAGAAAACUGCUGCAGAUGGAAAGAGACAAGAGAUCAUUGUGUUGGACUCCAAGCGGAGCAAUGCUAUUAAUAUUGGCCUGACUGUGCUUCCCCCACCCCGGACCAUCAAGAUCGCUAUUUUGAAUUUCGACGAGUACGCCUUGAACAAGGAAGGAAUAGAGAAAAUCCUCACCAUGAUUCCGACGGAGGAGGAAAAGCAGAAGAUCCAAGAGGCACAACUGGCCAAUCCCGACACCCCCUUGGGCAGCGCCGAGCAGUUCCUGUUCACCCUCUCCUCCAUCAGCGAGCUGACGGCCCGGCUUCAGCUGUGGGCGUUCAAGUUGGACUAUGAGCUCAUAGAAAAGGAAGUGGCAGAGCCCCUUCUGGAUCUGAAGGAAGGAAUGGACCAGUUGGAGAAGAAUAAAACCCUUGGUUUUAUCCUGUCUACAUUAUUGGCCAUUGGAAACUUUCUCAAUGGAACCAAUGCCAAAGCCUUUGAGUUGAGCUACCUCGAGAAGGUUCCAGAAGUCAAAGACACAGUGCAUAAGCAGUCUCUCCUUCACCACGUGUGCACUAUGGUGGUGGAAAAGUUCCCAGACAGCACAGAUCUCUAUUCCGAGAUUGGAGCCAUCACUAGGUCAGCCAAGGUUGACUUUGAGCAACUGCAGGACAACUUGUGUCAGAUGGAGAGACGGUGUAAAGCAUCAUGGGAUCACCUCAAGGCCAUUGCAAAGCAUGAAAUGAAGCCAGUGUUAAAGCAAAAAAUGUCCGAGUUCCUUAAAGACUGCGCAGAGAGAAUUAUAAUCCUGAAAAUUGUUCAUAGAAGAAUCAUCAACAGGUUCCACUCAUUUUUAUUAUUUAUGGGCCACCCUCCUUACGCAAUCCGGGAAGUGAAUAUUAAUAAGUUCUGUAAAAUCAUCAGCGAAUUUGCCCUGGAGUACAGGACCACCAGGGAACGGAUCCUGCAGCAAAAACAGAAACGGGCCAAUCACAGGGAACGCAAUAAGACCAGGGGAAAGAUGAUCACAGAUACGGCGAAGUUCUCGAGCACUUCGGCCGUGGCACCGAGCCAGCCGCAGGGUCUGGAGUACGCGGAGGACGCCGUGGAGCACGAGAACAUGAAGGCCGUGCUGAAGACGUCCAGCUCCCUGGGCGGGGAGAGCGCGUCCGUCCUCGGGGUCCGGACGCGCAGUCGAGCCAGCCGAGGCCGGGUCGGUUCCUGGAACGCCGGCAUGGACGAUUCCCCCGGCGCCACGGACGACGCGGCCGACGAGAUCAUGGAUCUCAUCGUCAAGUCCGCCACCCAAGUGCCGAGUCAGCGAACGAUGCCCCGGGAGAGGAAGCGAUCGCGGGCAAACCGAAAGUCCCUGCGCUUCGGACAUGUGGAUACUACAGACUGUUUGCACGCUGAAUUGGGUUUGCCUCCUGCAAGUUUGGCCUUCGCCCGUCCCCACCAGUGACCCCAGCGUGGGAGGGCGGAGGGUCGGUAUUCCCAACCGAGCCCCUUCCUUCCCCCCGACGCCAACCUAGAAAAUACAAAGCCUCUCCGUGCCCCACGCAGGCCGCUCGGGGGGGUCCGACCGCCAUCCCGUGGUCCGAGCCCGAUGAUCUGUGCAACUUCAGAGCUCACCUCUCUGGCAUUCUGUAAACACGACUUGCAAUAAAGCCUUAUAAAGCGUUA